UUUUAUCAAGAGGCUGUUUCCUCACUCGCCACAUUACGAAAUCUUAGACGGCUAAGUUGUUCUACUCUCCCUUUUGCUGAGAGGGCAAGUAAACAGCCAUCCAUCGUCUCUGUCAACUCAGAUCACCCGUAUUUGGCAAAAGGCCCAUUUUGGCAUUUCAUGGAAGGUUUUUUAAUUCAAUGGGUCUUAGAAAGGCAGUUCAGGAACACAAGUUCCUGUACCUUGCCUUUUCACUCCAGGGGUCUGUGGAAAAAUACAAACAUUGAGGCACCAGACUAGCAAGGAUCAUCCCAUUGAGUUCUGGUGGCAGCUGCUGGAACCAACGCAGCUUGGACCUGGACUUCAUCUAAAGACUCUUGUGAUAUUGCAUUCAGAUUUGUACACUGAGAUGUCCUCUAAGACCCAUCAUCAUGGAAUCAACAUUAACAAUAUUAACAGUGAGAGAGGAAUGUGUUUACCAACUCAGGCCCAGAAACAGUUGGGUGAAGGUCUUCCAGCUCCAAAAGCAAUAGUAGAUACCCCUCGUUCCUCUUCACGUCUUGUUGACCAUGCAGAAGAAAAUAUUUGCAACUGGAUGGACUCUGGUUUCUUCUUAUCUGCAAGCCCCGAUUUACAAGGAAGCAGAGACAAAGCAGCUCUUUCACCUCCCCUGGGAAUGGUACAAAUGACAGUGCAGAACUACAUGCAAUCCCUGCAUCGUUUUUCAGAAAUGCCUGUUCUGUCAAGAUGGAAUGGGGUCAACACUUCCCAGUCUCACCCCAGUGCACCAAAAAGCGUCACUGAAUGGCUGGAUUUCUCAAAGAAGGACCCAGUUGAGAUUUUGCUAGAUUUGGGGUUCGGCAUGGAUGAACCUGAUAUCUGCACUAAAAUCCCAUCUCGAUUCAUCAGUUCUGCAUCCAUGGCUAAAGGCAUCAAUAUCCGGGUCUUCAUAGAGGCUCAAAAGCACCGCAUGGAUCUAGAAUCCCCCAAUCUAUGUGGGCGUUUUCUGCAACUUGAAGUUCUGGAUCAUGUGACCAGUGCCUUUUCUUCUUUGCUGAAUGAUAUCAAUCUCAUGCAGAAGAAUACAGAGGACAGAAAUGGAGAGGGGAGGGGCGUGGCAGGCACCCCAAAGGGCAAAGUGGUCGUCUCCCAAGCAAAAAGGAGAAGAAUAGGUCAGCUCCUGAGAAAAGUGUCUCGUCAGACGACAACAUGUGGUCCUCCAGCUUACCGAACUGCUGACUCAUCCGGCAAGACCAGUGAAGAUGGCUGUCCUUUUGUUGAUGUGGACAAAUGCAUCUCAGCCAGAUCUGCCUUAUGUGAACACACCACCCUGGACUCUCUAAAAGAGGAGAUGUUUCCCAGUGAUGAGGAGGAGAAGACUAUGACUUUAUCUCAUCCUCCAAGCAAAAUUAGGCUAUUGCCUCAUCUGCCUAGUAAACAAACACAUUUUCUUUCAACCUCCGAGAUGCCUAUUAAAGACAGACCACGCAAGGAGCCCAGUUUGCUUGUGAACUACAUGCUCAAGAGGGUUUCUGGCUUAAAUGGCAAGCCUUCAGAUUCCUUUGAAAUGGAAGAGAUCCAGAGCUUUGAGGAUGAAUCUUCAUGGGGAAAUCCUCUUGAAAGCACUUCAGAUACAAUAGUAACAAGAACAAAUAGUUGCCAGUCUGAUAGCAGUGGAUUUCUGGAAGAUCCAUCAGAUCCCUUACCUCUGCAAGUCUUAUCUCUGCCUGGGAACAAGAGACUGAGCUGUAAUGCCCAUGAUAAUCCAGCAUUUCUGAGACACAGGAAGGAGUCACCUCAGACCAGCCAGGAUUCUCAUUCCCAAGCAGAAAUAUCUGUUGCUGUCACCUCCACGAUCAAUGAUGGCAACAAUUUACUACUGCCCACUCUGAGCAGAGAACAGACUUUCCAAGGAGAGGAAGUUUUCUGUUCCAUAAAUGAAGAAGAUGACCUAACGGAGACCUCCAGUGGUCAAUAUGAAGAUGCUACCAGUGAAACGGAAGAUGAAUCGCAUGAGAGAGAGAUGCAAGGUCAAAGAGGACAGUUAAGGAAAGAAGAAGACAGAUGCGCAGAAGGCCACAUGUCUUGCCAUCAGAUUAACAACAUGGGUCAGGAUAAUGCUAGCUCUCUAGAAGGAGAUUGGCCUUCAUACACCAGUAAAAUGCAUGGAAGGCCAGGGUCUGCUGCCAAUGAGGUAGGGUGUACAACCCCCAUGACAAUCAGCAAUGACCAGCUAUGUACAGACUUAAAAGAUAGCGAGGGACUGUUGACGGAAGAAGAAACUGGGAAAGUAUGUAGAGAAAAUGAACAAGAAGGUACUGGAGAAAGUGUAGAAGGAAAGCGGCGGGAUAGCAAGCUGGGAUUCCCUUGUCCAGCCACAGACGUGAGUGUCACAAAUGAUUAUCAGGAAUCUGUCAAACUGGCCACUGGUUUUGGUAAUACAUGCGGACAUUUGGAUAUAGCUCCGGUCCCAGGAACUGAGCAGGGGAACCUGCCUGCCCACCAUAAGAUCCACACUAUUUCCAUGAGCCCUCUUCAAGAUUCAACCCUUUCCACGUCCUGUCUGGAAAACGGAGGAAUUAACUCCUUGAAUGGAUUGUCAGCAAGCACCAAACUGGACAAAGAUAAGAGUGUGCCUGCCUUAAACACAAACCGUAGUCCUUUCAGAUCUGUAACUGUUCAGAUGCCUUCACUGCUCUUUUCAAGUACGCAAAGCAUCCACUUGGAUGAUGCAGCUGCGAAAGGCCCAUCGUUGGAUUUCACGUCCAAGGCAUCCCAGCAUUCUGAGGAUGAACCUCUGAUUUUCUCGGUAUCGGGUGCUUUUAAAGAAGAAGAUAAGGAAGUGAAGGACGUGUGCAUUCAAACGGAGAGGAGUCGCACCAAGCGAAAAGCGUUCCCCCCGUUUCCAUUUCCCCCUUCGUUCCAUGGGCAUAGCCAUCUUGUGAAAUCUGCCUCUCUAGACACAGGGCUGCAUGGGGAAUACCGAUCUGGCUGCUGUGAACCUUUUCAUGCCUGGUGCGCCCAACACGGCAGUCAUUGCUAUCCUCUGAGCCCCCAUCACUGCUGUUUGCUGCAGUCUCUCCCUCUCGCUCCUCUGUGCAAACAUCAUGCAACAUGCUACUCGUCGCAUGCCACCCUAGAACUCCAGCUUUUGAAAACGCUGAGGCUAUUGCAGGAUACAGCAAUGAGAAAUGUUUCUUCUUGCACAGUUCACGAAAUCGAAGAUAUGAAAAAUUCGUGCCAAAAGUUUCGUGAACGGUUGGAUGAGAUUGAGCUGCACCUGACAGAGCAAGAGAUCCACCUUUCCAGUACCUUAUCAGAUAAAGGACGUGAGGAGAGAAGACACCUCCAGUCCUUGCGUCAAGCUGUUCGGCGAGAGGUUGCUGAACUAGAAUGCCAGUUGAAAGACCGUGCACGCCAGGUUAGGGAGGGGAUUCUGAUGCAGCUGGAUCAGUUGUUAGAUGAGCAGUCUAACCUGUGCUCGGAACUUGGACUAUCUGGGGCUCGGAGUGAGCACUCUCUUCCAGAGGUUGAUGCCGCCGCCACCUCUCCUUUCUUACACAGAGCUGGAUGUUCCAAAGAUGUCCGCCACAGGCCUCCAAGAAGGAGUUCCACAGUCCCACCCAGCCCCUCAGUUUCCUUAUUAAGAAAACCAGAGGCCUCACCUUUACCUCAAGGCAAGACUGAUUCUACCACAGACUCCAAGGAACGGCAUGGCAGUAAAAAGGAAACAAAAGGUCUUCCUCAGGCAAAAUUGGACUUCAAGGCCUUUAUACAAAAUCUGAAGAAAUCCUUCCGAAAUUCUUUCAACAACGAUGCAACAGAAGGAAAAGACUGAGGGACAGCAUUGUUUCUACUGUGAUACUGUCAUCCACAACAUUCUUAAAACCAGAUCAUUAAAGCAAUUUUAACAUUAAUACGAAAUAUGUAUUUAUAUAUGAAUGAGAACAUUUCGUGUUAAUGUUAAGAUUGCUUUAAUAAAAGUACAUUUAGAAAAGAAAAAAAACUUAAUAUCUGGGAAUUCUGGGAAAAGCCGUAAGGAAAGAUUUGGUCUACAGAAAUGCCGACUCAGUGGGAUUUUGUGUGCUGAAUAAUUUGUGGUCCUCCCUGAACUUUGUAUUUAAUGGUGACAAGAAUAUGGUGGUCAUGAAAAAUUAGCCAUUGUGUGGCUUUUCCCAUUCAGUGUCUGGACACUUGAUUUCCUGUUAUUAGGCACCAUCUGCCAGAAGGAAGUUGAACAGCAGAGAUGAGAAGUGUUCUUUCAGCAGUGUCCCCUGAAAUCUGGUUCCUGACCCUUCAGAGUAGCUUACAUGGUUGUAGGUGACUGCUCUCCUCCAAUCCUGACUCAAGUCUACUACUGAAUAGCUGCUGGUUCUGCUGACCUCUGACGGUUGUUAAACAACUCUUCAAAAUGUAGCAGUACAAAAUCAGAAUUUAGCCUUUCACAGUUAACUGUUACCAGCCUCUGUGAUCAUGAGGAAGUCAGUGAAGCAGAUUGUAACAAAGCUGUCCUCGUAUUCUGAAUAGGUAGCCAGCCAAAAUAAUACCUCAGCUUUCUCUCUCUCUCUCACCUAGCAGCCUGGUGCCUCUAUAUCUGCAUGACAAUAAGACUUUGUGUGAGAACCGCUUUUCUGUCAGAUGUCUGUUGUUGAAUUGAGGCAAUCUGGCAGUUAACUUUCAGAGAUAAAGACAUAGUUGCGAGGCAGCUAAUAUUGGCCUAAUAUAUCAACAUGUUUUGUGGAGAACUUCAUUCAUAACAAGCAGUGGGUUAUCACUGGAAAUUAAACAAGGAAUUAACAGCACUGAGUUAUGGUUGUUCCUAUCGUUUAAUGAACAAAGGAGGCCAAGCCACACAAGUGCCUUCUUUUUUUAUCAGAGAGAGCUAGAAGAAUGACUAUAUUCCUAUUUAAACUGCACAAAAUUAGAAGACUGUAUUAUAACUGUAUAUGGAUGAAAUGACCUAACAGCAGAGCUGAAUCAUUGUAGCAAUAAAAACCUAUGACCAAUGGAAAGAAGGACUUCAUCUCCCUUGUUUCAUUUGUUGAAAUAUGCGUAUGAACCUACACCAGUUCAGGCCUUUGGUCCA
This is a messenger RNA of Sphaerodactylus townsendi, 5065 nucleotides long. RefSeq names its product ITPR interacting domain containing 1 (gene ITPRID1). The transcript has 15 exons. The coding region runs from base 389 to 3817 and encodes 1142 amino acids. Gene Ontology annotation, molecular function: signaling receptor binding. The record is from RefSeq and is a predicted model, not a curated record. NCBI's taxonomy places the organism in Eukaryota, Metazoa, Chordata, Lepidosauria, Squamata, Sphaerodactylidae.